AUACCACUACUCGCUAGUCCGAACUACGAUAGCUCGUACCUGGGAUACUCGAAUGCAAUCUACGACUUUGGUGCGGACCCUAGGGGAAACGGAUCAUUUUUCCUCGCGGAGGGGGAGGCCUACUAUUUCUUUUCACAAACUCGUGCAAUCGAGAAAGUUGCCCUGGCCAAGAAGUACGGACUGCACGGCAUUGGACUAGACGGCAGCGACUCUAUGAUGAUGGACGAUCU
Molecule: messenger RNA, 230 nt
Organism: Perkinsus marinus ATCC 50983
Lineage: Eukaryota; Perkinsozoa; Perkinsida; Perkinsidae
Exons: 1
Source: RefSeq, a predicted model, not a curated record